UUUGAAGUUUUGCAAGACGACGACAUCCCGUAGCAAAACACAGCAACAAAGAAGAGUUGCAUUAGAAGACGAACCCACACGAAGCGCAGCACGAAAAGGGAAGGAAACAAGAAUCCGGCUGUCUGCAGUGAAUAUUCCGAAGGUUCCCAAGCGAGAAUUUGGCAGUAUGGCUACUGAUAUUUCUGUUUACAAUUGGAAUGAAGGUGCAGGCAGGAGUAUUGGGCAAAAAACUUUUGUUAGUACUUGCCACUUCCAGCCGAAACGUGUUCCAGUGAAGUAUACUGAAACGAUGAUUGUGCAUUUGAAUUCGCCGAAGAGGCGAUACUUCGAAAGCGUCGCAUACGAGACAAAAAUGGUACCAUCCCACUGGAGCCAAACGAUGUUCGUUGAUUUGCUUCCAGGCCGAGACCGCAUCGUCAGCGAAGUGCAUAUCCCCUGUGAUAUUUACGUUCCUUUGAUUCCUCAAGAGGUAAUCACUCAAAACAUUGCCGAUAAAGUAGAGAGCGUUGACACUACACAAAAAGUAGAUGCGCCAACCGAAAAAACUGAAUGUACUCAGGCAAAAGUACCCACUUCAUCGAAAACUCAAAUUCUCGGUAAAUAUCAUAAAAAUACCUGCGAGGAGUUUUUAAACGAGAUGAGAAAAAUGUACUAAUUUAUACGGUUACUAUGGUUACGACAAAAGCAUAAAAACUUAAUAUUUUUAGAUUAGAUAUUUUACAUUUUAUAGAAAAUUAAGACUAGAGACUGCGACUGAUCUGCUGGACGAGUUAAACACGAGUGAACGCGUAGUGUACUGCGUGUUGUGCUUUUAUACCUGCACAAAGUGGUGGGAGACGGCGUCGAUCGCGAAGGGUGCGUGCAACAAGCGCUCCCCCACUCCAUCUUUUGACCGCAGGUAUAAAAGGGCAGCUCUCAGUGAACAAUGCUCUCAGUCGUGUCUGAGUUGUCCAACAGACUAGUUGCAGAGUUCUGGAGUUCUCUCUUCAUCAGCACUAUUUACGAUUAAUGUCGCAAUAUGUCACUAGUUAAAUAAUAGUAUUUAAUACUUGAAUUUACGUAUAUCUAAUUUUGCUCAGAAUAUUUUUACUAUUUUAUUUAAUUAAAUAAUUUAAAAUAAAUAAACAUUGCCAGAAA
Molecule: messenger RNA, 1137 nt
Organism: Dalotia coriaria
Lineage: Eukaryota; Metazoa; Arthropoda; Insecta; Coleoptera; Staphylinidae
Exons: 4
Coding region: 167-655 (162 amino acids)
Source: RefSeq, a predicted model, not a curated record